Molecule: messenger RNA, 918 nt
Organism: Culex quinquefasciatus (southern house mosquito)
Lineage: Eukaryota; Metazoa; Arthropoda; Insecta; Diptera; Culicidae
Exons: 3
Coding region: 445-831 (128 amino acids)
Source: RefSeq, a predicted model, not a curated record
GAUUCCGUUUCAGUAUUCAGAUUGGUUAUGGGAUGGGUCGCGCAAUUUAAGUUACACUCAAAAAACCUUUUACCACAAAGUUGCAUGAAAAUUCCGGUGGCAGCCAAUUUUUGGACCAAAUCAACGUUUGGAACAUGAGUCAUGCAACUUUCGCAUUGCAUUGCAUGUCAACUCCCCACUCUAACGUUAGGGGGGCUGCGGGCGAUAAUCUGGCAUCGCCAGUGCCAGUUCAGACACUUUAGUUCAGACACAAUUCUCAGAAUUUUCGAUUUUUUUGUGGCACACGCACACCUCUAUACUUCCUUCAUGGCCCACACACACUCUCAUUUUUCCAUAACGCGCAAACGUCAAACAUUUUCCUUGCUAAUCGGAACCUGUCGGAACGUGUUUACAAGGUUGUUGUUUUUUUUAAAUGAAAAAGUGCGUUGCUUUUAAACAAAAUUCAUGGUUUGCUCGUUUGCCCCAGAAGAUGGAAUAUUCACUAGGGACGGCUUGGCUGACUCGCAGCUGCCGCUGCUAGAUAACACGUCUCUAGAACCGAUCAAAACGGCCACAUUUGGCAAACCAAGGAAGUUCUGCCACCAGCUGGCUUACCGGAACAGGAAUCGAAGAAUCGGAAGCAAAGGAAAUUCCCAAAUAGUUGGCCCUGGAGCCAGAACGCGGUCGGAGCGGAGUCGUCGAAACUACUCUCCAAAGCACAUCGCCGUUGUACCUUAUCCAAUGAGCAGCACAAACGGCACUGGCUUAAGUGGAAGGAUUGAUUGCGACGUCGGACGGUAUAUCGAAAGCCACCGAUUCCACGGGCCGCGAUUGUUCGACGACACCGCCUAGCUACGGAAACCGAGAGGUUCAAGGCAUCCGUUCUACCGAGGACCUACUACGGGUUAAGGUAGACAGUUUGUAACAGUUCUUUUGGGG